UGAAGCAGUGGGCUCCUGCCAACUAGGGGCGGAACCAAGCUCAUGGCAAGGUGAGCUUCAGCCCAGGACGUAAGAAUUUUGCCAAGGUAUAGUCUAGUAGUUAAAGUUCAGCCUGGACGUGACCAGCUAAUCUCUGAACCUUGCGGCGUAAGCCAGCGUCACCAACUUACCCUUGCGCCGACUUAACUGCGAUUAACUGGCUGAUUAACAAAAGCUUCCUUGCUGGGAACGGAGCCUAAUAAUACGGCAAGAUAUCUACACAGCCUGAUCAACUUGGCAUUAGCGUUCCACGACGAAGAGACAACUAAAAGUCCAUUUUUUUAACCUGCUUUUGGAAAUAUAUGAUUCUUAUCUCCUCUGCAUGUGAUGUGGACCGCCUCCUCUGGAUCUCUGCCUUGCCGGCGAAGAAACACGGCUGUGAGCGCAACUACUAAACCGGAAGCCCUUCACGCCGCGGGGCUCUAGUUAGCAAGAACUUGUUGCGCUGCCAUUGCAUGCCUUGCGCUCUUUCUUGCUUGGGAGAAGCUCGUUUACUACUUGCCCCGUCUUGAAUCUUGCUGCAGAUAAUUGCUUUAGGGACUGCGAUUAACUCCUGAAUUUAACCUGCCAAGAUCAGUUCUUGCCGGUGCCUAUUCCAGUUACCAAUUGCACCAUGACAAGAAACGCGUGGUUUCUCCUGCUGAUCUUGACGUGCCUAUUGAUUUGUCCUCGGAGGAGCAGCGGAUUCUCAUGGAACAUCUUCUCCUCGUUCUCGUCGUCGGCGGCGGCGACGGGUGGCAAGCGCGCUCCGAUGAUGGAGCUGGACGGCGCGGUCGCCGACUUCUCUAUUGAUGGCGCCAACGACCCGAGAGGGGCGAAGCUGCUGGAGAACGCGCGGGGCAGGCUCGCCGGCCCGAGGAACUGCUGGCAGGAGGCGUACCGGAAGCUCUUCGCCAGCUGCGGCGACAUCAUGGCCGACAAGGAGAGGCAGUCGCGGCUGGCGUGGCACCUGACCAGCUGCUUCCAGGAGGACUCCGGCCGGCCCCCCUUUCCGUCCUGCAGCGAGAGCUCCAAGAUGGUGCAUUGCCGCAAGCGGCUGAGCGACUCCGAGGGCAAGGUCUUCCUCGAGUUCUUCCUGGAGACCAACACCCUGUGCCACCAAUUGCAAGCUGAAGCGUUCAAGCACAACACGGAGAGGCUCGUCAAUGACCUGACAAGGACAUCCAAGUCUGCUGAGGAGAAGCUCGAGGUGAUCGAGGAGAGGUCAGACCAAAUCAUCAAGGAGUCCGGCAAGGUCCAGGACGCGCUGUCAUCGAUCGAAACUCAGGCUGAUCAUCUGGCGGAGACGUCGAAGAACGUCGGGGUGCAGAUCAACGACGUGCUGGCUCACUCCAAGGCCAUCUUUGAGCAGUCCAAGGAGAUCGCCACCUCUCAGGCAGAGUUAAGGGAAGAGCAGACGGAGAUGAGGGAGAAGAUUGACGCCGGCAUGGCGCGCAUUGAGGAGUCGUAUGAGAGCCUGGGCAAUGGGAUGGAUAAACUGAAGGAUGAGGCCUCGUACAUUCAGAAGGAAAUAAAAACAGUUGGUGAUUCGAUGUCUUCAAAGAUGCAAAAUUUGCAGAGCACUGCUGAUGAUAUUGGGAGUGUUGCUGGCAAGUCACUGGAGAAUCAGAUGCAGCUAUUGGAUGGUCAGACUCGGGCAAUGGAAGGACUGAAUAAUCUCCACAGCUUUCAAGCACAAGCUCUUGAAGAAAGCAGGGAAACAGUACAGAAACUUGCGCAAUUUAGCCAGAGUCAGCAAGAAGAGCUACUGUCCCGACAAGAACAAAUUCGGCAAGCUCACGAUCAUCUCAUCCAGAAUUCGCACGACAUACUGGAAGCACAGGAAGAGUUCAGAGCUAAGCAGGCCAACAUUUUUGCUGCUCUGGACAAGCUGUACAUCCUGCACAACGCCAUUCUUGCCGAGUCUCGCUUCAUCAAGGCCUUCUUCUUCUACUGCUGCAUCGUGUUCCUCAUCUACAUGCUCACGAGCGCAAAGCAGACGUUCAGCAUUAGGGGCCAACUUUACUUUGGGCUGUGCAUCACUCUUAUGCUGGAGAUUGGGCUGAUCAAGCUCGGCGCCGACGACUUCGACAAGCAAUUCUGGGUCAUGUCCAAGGUGUUCUUGGUCAGAAUGGUGUUCCUCGGUGUUGCUACUCUUCAGAUCUUGCACUCCAUAUUCACCUACAGGGACUACGAGUUGCUGAACCACCGGCUGCUCCAGACACUGGUCGAGAAGGUCCGAGCACUGGAGCAGAACGCCGGCGGGAGGACGCUGUCGUACGGCUCGGGGGAGAGCGAGAGGAGCCUGAGGGACUACUCGUGGGUCUUCGACGAGCUAGCGGACGAGGUGGACAGCAAGAUGGACCCAACUUACACCUUGCCGCCGGAGCGAGCGCGUGGAAGGUGCGCCGACGACGUCGUCUUGCCGGAAGAGGUCGGCGAGAACUCCAUCACGACGUCGGUCAGUCGGAGGUACAAUCUGCGGUCGCGGAAAUAGGCAGUGGUCAUUUCUGCCCCCCGGGUUUGCCCAUCUUGGUAGUUUGAGACUUUUGAGUUUGGAGGAGCCUUUUGAGUGCCACAUGAGAUGUUGACGAAAAUUUACACGAAAUUUGAGUAUGAUGAAGCUACAAUUGCGAAAUAAAGUUCCACCGAACAGAUUUCUUGUGCGUUGUCGAAAAAUUGAUUGGCUCUCUCCGGCCUCUCUCGCUUUGUGACGCUCAUGGUUUCGCAGUUUUCCAGCCAAGCCUAGUG
This is a messenger RNA of Phragmites australis (common reed), 2769 nucleotides long. Its product is annotated as protein GAMETE EXPRESSED 1-like. The transcript has 7 exons. Bases 653 to 2515 code for a protein of 620 amino acids. NCBI's taxonomy places the organism in Eukaryota, Viridiplantae, Streptophyta, Magnoliopsida, Poales, Poaceae. The record is from RefSeq and is a predicted model, not a curated record.